CGGCCCUCGCUUUGCUACCCAUCCAGCUUCCCACCAAUCAGAUCGUCGCCUUCUUUACUUAGGCUCGAGCACUUGGGAGAUGAAAGUAGGAAACCCAAGAGUUCCUGCACGGCAAUAAUGUGUUGCGAGACGGUUCGUGUUGGCCAGCGGGCAACUACUUAAACUCGAGCACGGUGCGACCAUGGUCUUUCUACACUCUUUCUUAAACCUGAGAAAACAAACCUAUUGAGCUUAUCACGAUGUUUGAAGGGUUGGUUCAGUCUUACUCGCAAUCUUUCGUUCUGCAAGCUCUGGCCAGCAUUGAGCACCAGGAGAGAUUGACUAUUGCGAUCAAGAACCAUGGUCGAGAGCCAGAGACCGUUGUCUUUGGGCCCAAAGCAGCGGAUGAGGGCAAGCUUAUCGUGAUUGUGAAUCCAAACGCUUGGGUUCGCAUCUGUCAGGCUUUUGAUCUGGGGUUCGCGGAAGCAUACAUCUACCAAGAGCUCGAAUGUGACGACCUACGUCAUGUAUUUCAGCUCUACCUUCGCAACCGCACCAAACUCGGCUUUGGCAAUCGUCUCUUCAGCUUCUUCCCACGACUCCGCCACCUUCUCUUCACCCCAACAAACACCCUCAGCCACUCUCGCUCCAAUGUGACCUUCCACUACGACACCUCGAACGCGCUCUUCUCCGCCCUCCUAUCCGCCGACAUGAACUACUCAAACGGCUGGUGGUCCAACGAUCCCCACGAGACACUCGAAACGGCUCAGAUCCGCAGUGUGCACAACAUCCUGCAGAAAGCCCGCAUUGCCCCGACCGACCACAUCCUCGACAUCGGUUGCGGGUGGGGCAGUCUGGCGAUCGAGGCUGCCCGGCUGAUCGGCUGCCGGGUGACGGGCAUCACCCUGGCGUCAGAGCAGAAGGCGCUGGCCGAGAAGCGCAUCAAGGCCGCUGGACUGGACGACAAGGUUACAAUCCUGCUGUGCGAUUACCGGAACGCGCCCAUGCCGGUGGGCGGAUACGAUCGCAUCGUCUCGGUGGAGAUGGUCGAGCACGUUGGGAAAAAGUAUAUGAAUGAGUUCUUUGGGACGAUUUCCAGGUUGCUGAAGCCUGAGGGAGGAAUCCUUGUGAUGCAGGCCAUCACGACGAAUAACAUGAUGCACGACAAUAAGCCCGGUAUUACCACCUUCACCGAUCGCUACAUCUUCCCGGGCGGAUAUCUCUGCUCCACAAACGUGUUCCUGAACGCGUUGCAUACGGGAUCGAACGGAACGCUGGAGCUUGACUCACUACAAAGUAUUGGGCCGAGCUACAUCAAGACGUUGAUGGCCUGGCGGAAGAACUUCCUAGAGAAUUGGGAUGUUAUCCGUAGGGACUACAUAGAAAGACACCCCGAAGCUACGGAGCACGAGAUCGAGGCUUUCCGUCGGGUGUGGGUGUAUUACUUCACAUACUGUGAGGCCGGGUUCCGGUCGCGCGUGCUCACGAACCAUGUUAUCACGGCCGUGCGAACGCCCGAGCCGGCGAUCAAUGACCCGACCCCGACUUUCGAUGAGGUGUUAGAGCCGAACUUGGGAGGUGAUACGCACUUCAAAUAUGAGGUGUUUGAGUAGGCGACGGAUCCGAGAGCAGUGAUACUGGUCGGUGCUCCAGUCGGGUCGGCUAUUCAGGUAGAGAGGUCUGGUCCUUGUGCUAUGAUCAUGAUAUCUGGAACGUUCAGUAAAUCUUCUGCUACUCCUAGUCCCGUUGGCUGGAUACCUCCAUUCGUGAGAGUACUUCGCUUAGCAUCAGCACCAAAGAAAGAAUCCAC
Molecule: messenger RNA, 1789 nt
Organism: Aspergillus homomorphus CBS 101889
Lineage: Eukaryota; Fungi; Ascomycota; Eurotiomycetes; Eurotiales; Aspergillaceae
Product: putative 2-heptaprenyl-1,4-naphthoquinone methyltransferase
Exons: 5
Coding region: 240-1592 (450 amino acids)
Biological process (GO): lipid biosynthetic process
Source: RefSeq, a predicted model, not a curated record